CCGGAAGCGGCCGGCCCGCGCGCCGCCGGCGUCUCUUCCCCGGGUCCGCGGCGAUGGCGGCGCGGCGCGUGCGCGUGCUGGUGGACAUGGACGGCGUGCUGGCCGACUUCGAGGCCGGUCUCCUGCAGGGCUUCCGCCGCCGCUUCCCCGAGGAGCCGUACGUGCCGCUGGAGCAGCGCCGCGGCUUCCUCGCCUGCGAGCAGUACCGGGCUCUGCGGUCCGACCUGAGGGACAAGGUGGCCAGUGUGUACGAAGCCCCAGGCUUCUUCCUAGGCUUGGAGCCCAUCCCGGGGGCUGUGGAGGCCUUGCGGGAGAUGCACGCCAUGCACGACACCGAGGUCUUCAUCUGCACCAGCCCCUUGCUGAAGUACGACCACUGUGUGGUCGAGAAGUACCGCUGGGUGGAGCGGCACCUGGGACCCGAGUUUGUGGAGCGGAUCAUCCUGACAAGGGACAAAACCGUGGUCUUGGGGGACCUGCUAAUCGAUGACAAGGACACCAUCCAAGGCCAAGAGGAGAACCCCAGCUGGGAACACAUCCUCUUCACUUGCUGCCACAAUCAGCACCUGGCCCUGCCACCAACAAGGAGGCGGCUGCUCUCCUGGAGCGACAACUGGAGGGAGCUCAUAGACAGCAAGCGGGGGGCCUGCCCCAACAGUGGGUGAGGGAAGGGAGGGGGACACAGG
This is a messenger RNA of Ochotona princeps (American pika), 686 nucleotides long. It is a transcript of the gene NT5C, whose product is annotated as 5', 3'-nucleotidase, cytosolic. The transcript is spliced from 5 exons. The record is from RefSeq and is a predicted model, not a curated record. Bases 54 to 665 code for a protein of 203 amino acids. Gene Ontology annotation, molecular function: 5'-nucleotidase activity. Gene Ontology annotation, biological process: pyrimidine deoxyribonucleotide catabolic process. NCBI's taxonomy places the organism in Eukaryota, Metazoa, Chordata, Mammalia, Lagomorpha, Ochotonidae.